Messenger RNA from Chondrus crispus (carragheen), 786 nucleotides. Its product is annotated as ribosome biogenesis regulatory protein (RRS1) family protein. Gene Ontology annotation, molecular function: protein binding. NCBI's taxonomy places the organism in Eukaryota, Rhodophyta, Florideophyceae, Gigartinales, Gigartinaceae. Gene Ontology annotation, cellular component: preribosome, large subunit precursor; nucleolus; nucleus. Bases 1 to 786 code for a protein of 261 amino acids. Gene Ontology annotation, biological process: ribosome biogenesis; ribosomal large subunit export from nucleus; endonucleolytic cleavage in ITS1 to separate SSU-rRNA from 5.8S rRNA and LSU-rRNA from tricistronic rRNA transcript (SSU-rRNA, 5.8S rRNA, LSU-rRNA). The record is from RefSeq and is a predicted model, not a curated record. The transcript has a single exon.
AUGACCACCUUUCAGAUCCCACCCGGCUACGAAGUCGACCUCGGAAACCUCGCUGCUUUCGACAAGCGCGUUGGUAUCGAAGGCACUCCAGUCGAAGUGGCGACGCAAGGCGUUGAGCCCUUGGUGCACGCCAUAUUCUCUCUCCCCGUGCUUGAGAGCGACGAGGCCAAGCUAGUCUCGCUCCCCAACGGCGCGUUCCAUCUCCCCCGCGCCAAGCCUAUUCCGAAGGAGCGCGCCCUGACGAAAUGGGAAAAGUUUGCUAAGGAGAAGGGCAUCCAGAAGAGGCACCGCGACAGACUCGUGCUCGAUGACGCCACGGGGGAGUAUGUCCCGCGCUACGGGAAGGGGAGUAAAAACGCGCUGGAUAGAGACGUUAUUUUGCCGCACAAGGAGAGCAUGGGGGAGGACUAUGACCCGUUUGCGCAGAAGAGAAAGGAGAAGAAGCAACGGAUCAAGGAGAAUACCAAAAAGCACAAUUCCAAUCUCGGGCGCGCCGCGAAGGGCCGACGGGCACAAAUAAACCCAGUGCACGCACUUGAUGUGGGGAAGGCGGGGCCGAGUGGCAAGAAGUUUUUACCCAAGAAGGGCCUCAAGGAUUCCCUCGCCAUUGCCCAGCGCUCUACCGCUUCUGCGGGGCGUUUUGAUCAAAAGGUUACCAAUGAACCCAAGGCAAAACUUCAAGGCCGCAAGAAGAAGUUUCAAACUAUUGUAGAUAAGAAAGCCCUGGGUAAGGAGAAAGAGAGGUCCCAGAAGAUUGCAGAAAGAAUCCUAAUGGGUCGAAAGUAG